AGGGGUAGAUUACAAAUCCGUGGUUGUAUCUUCGCUGCGGCAAAUCUGCGUAUUGCACUGUCACGUUGAACUUAAGCAACAAAUCAAAUUUUAAUAUUACUUGGUAAACUUUAUUUAUAAAUAUUAUAUAUUAUUGAAGAUAAGCACAUGUGAAAUUUAUUAUUAUAAACUAGCUUUGGACGAUAUGGAACACUGCACCCGGCCUGGAUUAGGGUGUCAGUCGCGUCCUCCGAUCAAUCGGGUUUGUAUGUUUCACUAUCCACACAUUUUAAAAACUCUCCAGUGAAAGUAGUCAACAAUAAAUGGUGAAUUAUUUAUAAAAAAAAAAAAAAAUGUGUCUGAACAUUAGAGUGACCAUCUACAGCCAUAAUUGAUUAAACCUCAAAAUUUGAAGAUAUGUUGGAUUUAAAAAUAUGGAAUACGGCGAAGAUAAACAAUGUGUUGAAGAUUUUCAAAUAAUGAAGUCUACUCAGUGAAGAAUAAUUGUCUUAUUGUUUAUUUGUCAACUCUGUAAUGAUUACAAUUAUUGAUAAGAAAUGGAAAUUGGCAGUACUGCAAACACUAUUACUAAGAGAGUAGUCAAAAAUCAAAUUUCAAACUUGGAUUUAUCGACAAAAGUUACUGAUAAAACAAAUUGAUUAAAAAAAAAUGUCUGAUGAAAUGGUAAAGUAACGACAGUAUACAUAGAUGGCAAUCUUUAAAAAGUACGAAAGAAAAUGGAAGAAACGCUGUAAAUGAAACGUUAUAAAACAGUGUUAUGUUAGAAACAGUGAAGCACCCUCUUCGAGGGCGUACAGUAUUAGCUCUUUUGAUAAUAAACAGUACAUAUGUACUGUUAUCAGACGCAGCCGCGUUUCCCGAUUGGACAGACUGUCCGAUUGUCUGCAGUUGCAAAUGGACAUCAGGAAAAAAAUCAGCGUUUUGUCCAGACGCCGGGUUGACGUCUUUACCAGCAUCACUGGAUCCAGAUAUGCAAGUACUUGAUUUAUCGGGUAACAAAAUACCAGCAUUGCAAGAUGAAAUUUUCAAACGCAAUGGACUCGUCAAUUUGCAGAAAGUAUUUCUUCGUAAUGCGGGUAUACACGAAAUUCAUGCGGAUGCCUUCAAAGACAUGCGUAUACUUGUAGAAGUUGAUUUAUCCGACAACCAUGUCGCGAGUCUAGAACCAAAUACUUUUUUUGGCAACGAAAGGCUUCGAGUAUUAACUCUGAGUGGUAAUCCACUGAUUACCCUUAAAAGUCAUCAGUUUCCGCUGCUGCAGCAUCUAAGAUUUUUAGAACUACAGAGAUGUGAAUUGACUGAAAUUCAUAGUCUUGCAUUUGUUAGUUUACCCGGUUUAGAAUCAUUAAAACUUGAUAAUAAUCAAUUAACGCACCUGGAUGAUACGACAAUAUCAUCAUUACCAAGCCUAAAAACUCUUACACUUGACGCAAACAAAUGGUCAUGUGAUUGCCGAUUAAAGAGUUUUCGCAACUGGCUAAUACCCGAUGUACCAAAAAAGAUAUAUUCCGUAUCACAAAUUUGUAACGGGCCAUCAAGACUCGAGGGCCGUCGUUGGGAGGACGUUAAAUCCGCUGACUUUGCCUGUGCACCACAAGUCAAAGUCUACUCAAGUCCAAUGCAAGAAGAAGUUAACGGUAAUUUAAGUUUAUCUUGUCUCAUUUCCGGUGAUCCAUUACCCGAAUUUUGGUGGCAACUCAACGGCGGUUUUUUGAAUUUAACUCGCAACACUGAAUCAACAGCAUCGUACUCGCCAUUGGUAUCUUAUAUCGUAACUUUUACAUCAACACCAGAAUUCAACCACUAUCGUCCUGAUGGAAAGCUGCCAGAACGAUGGAAUAACAUAACAAUUUACAAUGCAAGUGACAGUGAUGCCGGUGAAUAUACAUGCCAUGCUAAAAAUAUUGCCGGUACUGCCAAGGACACUACGAAUAUUGUGGUACCUCGUGUUUUUACGGCACCAACUUUGUCACAGACAGACAAUUGGUUACUCUGGGUGACGCUCGCUGGUGGUGGUACAGCAGCAUUAUUUGGAUUUAUAUCAGCAGUACUGAUGGUUCUGUGUCUUUGCGGUGGAUCAAGAAGACGCAGUAGACGUGAAAAAGUUAAAUUACAAGGUAGUACUAGUUUUGGUGAUCAAGAAAAAAAACUAUUAGACUUAUCAGUAACAACAACUGGUACAAGUGGUUGUAAUACUAAUGAACGUAUAAGUGGCCAUGGUAGUUUAGCAGACACAUGUAGUCCUGGUGAUCUAGAACUUGCAGAACGUGCUUCCAUUUGUGAUGCCACAACCGUCACCGUCGAAAGACUCAGACCCGAGUGUGGUAGCAUUAAUUCGACGGCAUUACGUAAUAAUGUAACAUCGUGUUCAACAACUGGAUUUCCACCGCCACCACCAGAAUUUACUGGCGGUGUUUUACCUUCUGGUAUAUUUGGAAAUAUAUUUAUUUCAGUAGCUUUACCACAAGAUGUUGAACGUUGUUAUCCAGAUUUACUUGAUAUUCCAGUUCAUGCACCAACGAUAACUGAUAAAAGUAAUUUUCCAACUUCUUUACAAGCGUCAUCAAUGAUAUCAAGUUUUGCGACUCUACCACGCAGAUCACUACGUACUGAACUAGGAUCGCAGUAUGACAACAUGGGGCCACGUGUUACAGCCACCGGAAGUUCAACGUUUUCAUUAACGGAUGAUCUGCAUUUAUCACCGCCCCCACCACCGGUUAUUAAGCCGCCAAUAGAAUUUGUUUCUCUAUGAAAUGAAUUAUAAAUUUCAUUUUUUAUUUAUUUAAUAGUAAUAUUUAUAAUUAACAAUAAUUUUAAUCAUAACUAUAAAAAUAAAAUAAUUAAUAAGACAUUAGUUAUGUAUCUGAUCUUGUAUGUUUCGUCGUCUGCCUGUCUGUCCACUAGUCGUAUGAAAAAAAAAGAAAAUUAUUAAUAACAAUAAUAAUAAUAAUAAAUAAAAGAUUGAGUAUCACUUUAGUAUACUACCGUCUGAUUGUAAAAAUGUUAUGAGUGUUAUUGUUUGUGCAUUUGGAAAUGAUAUGUUUAUUAUUAUGAUAAUAGAUGCUAAUAUAUAUAAUUAAUGUUACGAUGAUAAAUUCAUAAUGUAAAUACAUAUUUCACAGUAUAAUACUUUCUUAUUUGAACUAUCGUAUAAGUUAUCAUAACUCUAAAUAAGAAAUAAUAAUAAAAAUAUGAAACAAGAAAAUAAGUAAAAAAAAUAUAUAUAUAAAUAUGAAUGAUUUUAGAUACCGGAUCAAUUACUUUUAACAAUCGUUUAAUCUAAUAAAGAACAGAGGUUCAGUAUCACUAGUAUGUUAACUCCACCUGUGUAUAUAUUUGUUACGUCAUAUAUAUUAUACGUAAAAAUAAUUAUUAUUAGAACUCAAACAAUCUUCCGUGCUGCUAAGUACGUUUAUUAUUGAUAAAUUAAUAAUAAUAAUAAUAAUAAUGAUAAUGAUAUCGUCAACAUCGAUAUUUAUUAUAAACGCUUUGUCAAUUAAUAAAAUGACUAAAUUUAAAUUAUUAUUACUA
Messenger RNA from Microplitis mediator, 3531 nucleotides. Its product is annotated as peroxidasin homolog. Gene Ontology annotation, molecular function: protein binding. The coding region runs from base 758 to 2752 and encodes 664 amino acids. NCBI's taxonomy places the organism in Eukaryota, Metazoa, Arthropoda, Insecta, Hymenoptera, Braconidae. The transcript has 4 exons. The record is from RefSeq and is a predicted model, not a curated record.